GCGCGAUCGUGGUGACCGAGUCUGCGCUGGCGUCCGCCGCCCCCGCCCCCAGGAGCAUUGCGGGUGCGUUUCCAGACGGCCACGCGCUCCCCACUUGCCAGAAGACAAACCACGCCACUCAACAUAUCACCACCCCUGCUCGUCUCUGCCAAAAUGGCUGUUUUUGGACACACAUUCCCCUUCUACCCUGGUCCCAAGCCAGUCUUCCCAGUGGACACCACCUUGGCUGUCAUAACCACCAUCUUCCUGACUGCACUGGUCACUUUUAUCAUCAUCCUUCCCGGCAUUCGGGGCAAGAUGAGGCUGUUCUGGCUGCUGCGGGUGGUGACCAGCUUAUUCAUCGGGGCUGUGAUCCUGGCCGUGAACUUCAGCUCCGAGUGGUCUGUGGGCCAGGUCAACACCAACACGACAUACAAAGCCUUCAGCCCCAGGCGGGUCAGCGUGGAUGUGGGGCUGCAGGUCGGGCUCGGGGGAGUCAACGUCACACUCACAGGGACCCCAGUGCAACAGCUGAAUGAGACCAUCCAUUACAACGAGGAGUUCACAUGGCGCCUGGGUGAGAGCUAUGCAGAUGAGUACGUGGAGGCACUGGAGAAGGGACUUCCAGACCCUGUGCUCUACCUAGCUGAGAAGUUCACCCCACGAAGUCCAUGUGGCCUGUACAACCAAUACCGCCUGGCAGGACACUAUGCCUCCGCCAUGCUGUGGGUGGCCUUUCUCUGCUGGCUGCUGGCCAAUGUGAUGCUGUCCAUGCCAGUGCUGGUUUAUGGUGGCCACAUGCUAUUGGCCACUGGCAUCUUCCAGCUGUUGGCACUGUUCUUCUUCUCCAUGGCCACAUCACACACCCCGUCCUGUCCCCUGCACCUGGGCACUGCUGUGCUGAGGACUUACCAUGGGCCUGCCUUCUGGACCACACUGAUCACAGGACUGCUGUGUGUGCUGCUGGGCCUGGUCAUGGCAGUGGCCCACAAGAUGCAGCCCCAGAGGCUGAAGGCUUUCUUCAACUCAAAUGCAGAGGACCCUGUCUUGGACUGGAGUCCUGAGGAAGGGGGCCUCCUCAGCCCCCGCUACAGGCCCAUGGCUGAGAGUCCAGAGCCCCAGGACAUUCCCUUGUCAGAGGCUUCCUCUGAGGCAUGUUUGAAAGAAGAGUACCUCCUAGAGCCCGACUGUGCUCUGUAACA
Jaculus jaculus (lesser Egyptian jerboa) is the source of this 1181-nucleotide messenger RNA. RefSeq names its product dual oxidase maturation factor 1 (gene Duoxa1). The transcript has 7 exons. The record is from RefSeq and is a predicted model, not a curated record. Gene Ontology annotation, cellular component: endoplasmic reticulum membrane. NCBI's taxonomy places the organism in Eukaryota, Metazoa, Chordata, Mammalia, Rodentia, Dipodidae. The coding region runs from base 154 to 1179 and encodes 341 amino acids. Gene Ontology annotation, biological process: protein transport.